Molecule: messenger RNA, 1978 nt
Organism: Electrophorus electricus (electric eel)
Lineage: Eukaryota; Metazoa; Chordata; Actinopteri; Gymnotiformes; Gymnotidae
Gene: rangap1b
Product: Ran GTPase activating protein 1b
Biological process (GO): signal transduction; nucleocytoplasmic transport; activation of GTPase activity
Cellular component (GO): perinuclear region of cytoplasm; nucleus; cytosol
Molecular function (GO): small GTPase binding; GTPase activator activity
Source: RefSeq, a predicted model, not a curated record
UCCGCUUCCAUGUGCUUCAUGUUGAAAGUUUGCUAAUAAACGGUAGGCAGUUGAGAUACUUAGGUUGGCUACUUUGAGUGUUGUUUCGAGGUGUGAGAGUCGGAAGCAUCAUCAUCUACGUACAGUUAAUAUCUGAGGUUUCAAAGGAUAAUUGAAUGGCUUCUGAAGACAUUGCUCAGCUUACAGAGGCACUUGCCAGUACUCAUGUUGGGGAAGAACUAAGCUACAAAGGUCAAGGUCUGAAGUUGGACAAUAAACAGUCAGUGGAAAAGAUGGUUCGGGAGAUAGAAGAGUUCAGUGGUCUGAAGGCAUUGAGACUGGAAGGGAACACAAUUGGAGUAGAAGCAGCACAGGCCAUUGCAAAGGCCCUCGACUCCAAAAAGGAACUGGAGCGAUGUUACUGGAGUGACAUGUUUACUGGUCGCCUUCGCUCUGAAAUUCCUCCUUCCUUGAAAUCACUGAGCAGUGCAUUGAUGACAUCAGGAGCCCAAAUUACUGAACUGGACUUGAGUGACAAUGCAUUUGGUCCGGAUGGAGUAAAGGGCAUUGAGACCCUCCUGAGGAGUCCUGUGUGCUACACACUACGUGAACUCAGGCUGAAUAAUUGUGGCAUGGGCAUCGAAGGUGGCAUGAUCCUAGCCUCUGCAUUAAGUGAAUGCUACCAGCAGUCUCGUGCUGCUGGCUUCCCUCUUAAGUUGAAAGUCUUCGUGGCUGGACGAAAUCGUCUGGAAAACGAUGGUGCCACUUCUCUUGCCCAUGCAUUUAAGUCCAUUGGCAGUCUUGAAAUGGUUCACAUGCCACAAAAUGGAAUCAACUAUCCUGGAAUCACAGCUUUGGCCACUGCAUUUCAGCACAAUCCCAACCUCCGUGUACUAAAUCUCAAUGACAAUACCUUUACCAAGCGAGGGGCAGUAGCCAUGGCCCAGGCCCUCAGGGACCUGCGCAAUGUUCAGGUUAUUAAUUUUGGUGACUGUCUGGUGCGCUCUGAAGGUGCCAUUGCCAUAGCAGCAGCCCUGAGAGAAGGACUGCCUGUUCUCAGAGAGCUGAACCUGUCCUUUGGGGAGAUUUCGGAGGCUGCUGCUUUAGUAGUGGCUAAGGCCGUACGAGACAAGGUUGAAUUGGUGAAACUGGACCUCAAUGGAAACUGCCUGGGAGAGGAUGGCUGUGAAGCUCUCAAAGAGGCUAUGGAGAGUAUGAAUCUGGGGGGGGUGCUUGCCUCACUCAGUGAGGAUGAAGGGGAGCCAGAUGAAGAUGAGGAUGAGUGUGACACAUCAGAAGGGGAUGAGGAAGAGCAGAAUUGUGUGAAUGGGACAAAAGAUCAUGUUAAUGGUGAAGGAAGCCCAUCAAAGGUGUACCUCUGCAGUCCUGAUCUCCUGUCAUUCCUUCAUUCCCCAACAUCAGAGAAACUGCUCAAUCUUGGAGCCAAGAGGACCCAUCUUAUUGAAAAGCAGGUAAAUUUUUCAGAUGCUGCCAAAAUUGCAGAGAUUUUUCUUCAGAUUUCCUCUGUGUAUAAGGAAGAUCCAGACGUGAAGCAAGUUGUUUUAGAGACUACAGACACCCUGUUGAGGAAAGCCUUUUCAAGUCUUCACUUUCAGAUUAACAUUUUUAUCACUUCACUGAUGGUGAAUUUGGGGCUUUUAAAGGGUGAGGUGAAGUUUAAGAAGGUGUCUGUCCUGCCUGGACACCUCAUUGUUCUGGAGCACUGUGUUGGGCAGGACUACUUUCCUGUGGACCAGGCUGAUGUGCUUGAGGCCUUUUUAUCCCGAAAUGGCAAAGUCUUGGAGUCCUGUUCCAGUGCUAGAGAUGCCCUUAGGACUACACUGGAGAAAAGAAUCGCGGCAUAGUACACGUCUUUGAAGUCACUUGCAUUGUCGAUGGUGUCACAUGGAUUAAAAAGAAGGGCGUUACAGAACAUGAGAUGCCCCCACCCCCUUGUUACAACAAGCAUGAAAACAUUUGCCAACAUGUACAUGUAAAU